Messenger RNA from Aspergillus welwitschiae, 791 nucleotides. RefSeq names its product copper transporter family protein. NCBI's taxonomy places the organism in Eukaryota, Fungi, Ascomycota, Eurotiomycetes, Eurotiales, Aspergillaceae. Gene Ontology annotation, molecular function: copper ion transmembrane transporter activity. The record is from RefSeq and is a predicted model, not a curated record. The coding region runs from base 151 to 735 and encodes 194 amino acids. Gene Ontology annotation, cellular component: membrane. Gene Ontology annotation, biological process: copper ion transmembrane transport. The transcript has 3 exons.
GUCGCCAAGGCCAAUAUCUGCUCAUCGCCAAGCAUCGUACGUGAUAAUCUGCUCAUUUCACGCCUCGUAUAAGUAGACCGUGCGAUUCCCCUCUCCAUUGGUCCCCCAACCUGCAACACCAUCACCGUCACCAUCAUCAUCACCACCACCAUGGACAUGCACAUGUCCAGCAGCUCCAACUCGAGCGCCUGCUCGGUAGCCAUGUUAUGGAAUUGGACCACAAUCGAUGCCUGUUUCCUCUCCUCCACCUGGCACAUCAACACGGCGGGCCAAUUCGCCGUCUCAUGCAUCGCAGUCGCCUUCCUCGUCGUUGUGCUCGACUUCCUCCGCCUCCUAAGCAAGCAAUACGAGGAGCAUCUCCAGCGACAAUUCCAGCGCUACGUUGCAGCGCAAUCAACGUCGGACCGCAUGCAGUUUUUCUGCGGCGACAGCCUGGAGCACGGGCCAACGGUGCUUACCUUCCGAGCCAGUCCCCUGCAGCAGCUGGCGCGGGCGCUACUGCACACGCUGCAGUUCGGGCUCGCCUACAUUAUCAUGCUGAUCGCCAUGUACUACAAUGGGUACAUGAUCAUCUCCAUCUUCCUAGGCGCGUUUCUGGGGAAGGUGUUCUGCGACCGGGGCGAGUACCGUGUCGUCGUGGCGCGGCCGGGGGCCAGGACACCGGAUGCGACGAAGGCAAUGGAGAUGGAGCCGGGGAAACAGACAGAAGAGUGGACGACGGGUUGUUGUGGGUAGUUAGGGUAUAGUUUAUUUCAUAGUGUAACGAAGCCCAUCUUGUCUUGAGAUUCAAA